Octopus bimaculoides (California two-spot octopus) is the source of this 2158-nucleotide messenger RNA. RefSeq lists its product as uncharacterized. Lineage: Eukaryota; Metazoa; Mollusca; Cephalopoda; Octopoda; Octopodidae. The record is from RefSeq and is a predicted model, not a curated record. Gene Ontology annotation, molecular function: histone acetyltransferase activity.
CUUCACUCAGAAUGGAGUGUAAUGGAUGAACAAAAUGUAUCUGCUUCCCACCCCUAUUUGGUGAAGCCACGCCGCCGUAGCCGUUGGAUAUUGUCUGACAACAGCCCAGUAGCCACUCGAAUCUGUGUCUUAGACAUUGUCUGUCUACUUCCGUCGACCAGCACCUGGAUCCCUAUUCCGAGAGGUGACACUCGCAAGAUGCUUGCCGAUAGCGGCCUCAUCAAGAAGCUACAGAUCACGUCAACAUCGACGGAAGACGAGCUGAAGCAUAUGAUCUCGAACCUCUUCAGCGUGUCGUUCAACCUCGCUGAAGAUGAGCUGCUUCCUUUCGACUACUUGCGAACGCAACCGAGUUGUAAGCGUCUGGUGCGUCCGGAAGUUACAGAGGACUGGCACUGGGGUGGACGUGAAGUGGCUAACCUGGCAGGUCAAGGCUGUUUGUAUAUCGUCUCCAAGAUCCCAUUGUCUUUAGAUUCAAAGGCUCCACUGAAAUCAAUAGUGCAGGAGGUGCAGAGACAAGCUGCUGCAGCUGCUGCCGUCGCUGCAACAUCUAUUGUAAGCACGUUGACCACGACAACCAGCAUGACGACAGGAAUCUCACUGUCUGUAGAUGGCCAGACGGCUUCUCUGUCCCAAGUCCACUCUGCUGCCCCACUCUCGGCUACCGCCCAGACACAUGCUCUUGCACCGCUCUCAGACAGCAGAACACGCAUGCGGAUAUGUACAAAGGAGAUCGUUUGCCUCCUGCCAACCUGCAUCACUUCUAUACCAAUCCCAAGAAGGUACACCCGGCGCAUUCUAGCUGAGAAGGGUCUCGUUCAAAAGAUACGUAUCGCCACCUAUUGGACAGAAGAACAAAUUAAAACCGAAAUCUCAUCUCUGUUUCGUAAGCCCUACGGACUUCAACAGGGCGAAAUCCUUCCGUUUGACUAUCUAUGUACAAAGCCAAACUGUAAACGACUGGUCAGAGCUUCAGCAUCCGAUUCCGUCCAGUGGGGUGGUCAAGAGGUCGCUAGGUUGGCUGGCCAGGGGUGUCUAUACAUAGUUUCCAGGAUUCCAUUAUACACAAAUACAAUGCCUCAUAUUGUGUCCAUGUCCAAAUCAUCUUCACCCUCAACAGCUCGUUAUUCGCUAAUUGCAAAUAACUAUUACGGUAAUAAUUAUCACGAAGAUAGCGAUGAUGAUGAUGGUGGUGGUGGUGGUGGUAUCGGUGUCAGUGGUGGUGGUGGUCAUGGUAAUAGUGGUGUCGGUGUUUGCAAUGAUGAUGAUGUUGAUGAUGAUGACAAGGAUUACUUGCAUAUGAAAAUAUAUCCUGUGUUUUAAAAGCACCUCCCCCCACCCCGAAAGAAUUACAGGAAAAAAAGUAAUUUAAAAGCAAAAAAAAAGAAGAAGAAAAAACAUAAAAUAGAAUGAAGCAUGAGGACGAGAAGACUGUCAAUGAUGAUGAUUCUGGUGAUGAUGAUGAUGAUGAUGAUGAUGACUAUGAUGGUUACUGUUGCAAUGGUGAAGACUAUUUACUUAUGAGGUUGUACCCUGGAUUGUUAGACCCAGAAAUAGAUUUGGUGGGUGAGAUUCAAUAAUGUGAUGGUGGUGGUGGUUGGGUGGUGGUGGUGGUGGUGGUGGUGGUGAUGGUGAUGAUGAUGGUGGUGGUGGUGGUGGUGGUGGUGGUGGUGUGAAAUGUAAUUGUUUAUGCAGAGAAUGAUGACGAUGAUGACGAUGACGACAAUGACUGAUGAUAAUCUAAAAGUAUUCUUCAAAGAAAUGUAAGCAUGAAAAUACCACAAAACGCACACACACACACACACACACACACACACACACACACACUUACACGCUCACAAAUAAAACACACGUUAAAUAAUGAGAGUAACACUGCAUGAGCAGCAGCGGUCACUUAGGGACAGUUGACUGUCCCCAGACAUUAAAAUAUGCUUCAACACACGAAUUCACAUAAAGAAUCUUGCAAACCAAAUACAUAAUGAGGGGGUGCACCUCAUGUGUAUGUCAAUAUAUAUGUAUAUAUAUCAUCAUCAUCAUCAUCAUUAUCGAUUAACAUCUGCUUUCCAUGCUAGCAUGGGUUGGACGAUUUGACUGAGGACUGAUGAACCAGAUGGCUACACCAUAUAUAUAUAUAUAUAUAUAUAUAUAUAUAUAUAUA